Messenger RNA from Cannabis sativa, 1926 nucleotides. RefSeq lists its product as uncharacterized. The record is from RefSeq and is a predicted model, not a curated record. Bases 1 to 1926 code for a protein of 641 amino acids. Lineage: Eukaryota; Viridiplantae; Streptophyta; Magnoliopsida; Rosales; Cannabaceae. The transcript is spliced from 2 exons.
AUGGCCAAAACUAGGUCGAAACAACAAGGGAAAUCGAAAGCGUAUGUUAACAAACCAAGAAAGAAAGGCCCUAAUUCAGAAUCAGAUGUCAUUCGGACGAAGAAGAUGGAUGCUGUUCUAGGAAUUGCUCCCCUGGAGCUUUCUGAAGAAGAUGAAGAGCCAGAGGAUGCGAUGGCUGAGAAUAAUCGCUCAGAUGGAUGUUCAGAUUUCUUUCGAGCCCCUCUAUCUCCCACUGCAUCAUUGAAUGAGAUCAAACGAACGGAGGAGGCUAGGUCAGUUUUUCUACAGUUUGUGCACGCGAAUAACCAAUGUAACAGUAGCUUGGGUCAAGGUAUGUCUUCGAUCCCUCCUGUGCUGCGUUCUGGAUCUAUUGUUAAGAAUUUAGAUCAGUCUUUUGUUAGAUCUGAGAGGCCUAAUAAGGUCAAAAUUAAUUUCGAAGAUAUUGAAGAUGAGGUGAAUUUUUGGAGUCCCUCCAUUGUAUGCUAUGUUUUAGGGUCUAAUCCCCCUCUGCAUAUUUUGGAAGGAUUUGCAAAAAGAAUUUGGACUGAUAAGGUUGACAAGGUGAAAUUGCUUGCUUUUGGUAUAUUUCUUAUUCGGUUCAAUACAAUGGAGAUUAGGGAUCAAGUGUUAAAUGGAGGUUACAUAUUUUUCAAUAAACGUCCUGUGAUCAUGAAACCAUGGGAUCCUAACACAAAUUUCAGGAAAGAAGAUGUGAAACAAGUUCCCAUUUGGGUGCAUCUUGAAGACCUCGAACUCAAAUACUGGGGCCAGAAAUCCCUUUUCAAGAUUGUUGGUCAAGUUGGAAAACCGAUUAUGGUUGACAGUGUGACAAGAGAGAGGGAGAGGCUGAAUUUUCCAAGGAUUCUCAUUGAGGUUCAGAUGAAUCAAGAGCUUCCAAACUUAUUGGAAUUUGAAGAUGAAUACGGGUCGGUUUGUCAUGUGGGAAUCCAGUACGAAUGGAAACCUAUAACAUGUUCAAACUGUUCUGGAUUGGGACAUAAGACUGAGGACUGCAGGAAUGGUAGCAAGGCAAAACAGGAAUGGGUUAUAAAAGAAGAUCAUAGGAAAGCUAAUCCUAUUGUUGAUAAUGAAGGUUUUCAGGCAGUGAGUAAAGGGAAAAGAGUCAAAGAGCAUGGACAAGUUUCGACCAGAAAGGUGCAGAAUGGGUUCCAAGCACUGGCUGAUAAUGAAGAGUUGGGAAAUGGUGACUGUGAGUUAGUUGCAGCAGGACCCGUGGCUGAUGCAGCAGUAAUUGAUAGUAGUUUUGAGACCUAUUUGACAGUGGUGUAUGGGGCCAAUGACAAUGAGGGAAGGAAACUUUUAUGGGCUGACUUGUGUGAAUUGAGUACUAAGGAUAAUUGGCUUGUCAUGAGGGACUUUAAUGCUAUAUUAGCCAAAGAAGAAAGAGUGGGACAUAGAGUUUGUUAUCAUCCUGAUACAGAUUUUAUACAGUGUGUUCAGCAGUGUCAACUUGAGGAUGUCAAAGCAACAGGCUGCUACUUUACAUGGUCGAACAAACAACAAGGAAAAGACAGAAUAGUUUCCAAGAUAGAUAGAAUUUCAGCCAAUCAAGAGUGGUUGGAUAAAUAUCCAAAUGCUGAGGCAAUGUACUUGAACGAAGGCACCUUUGAUCACAGUCCAGCUAUUUUGUCUUUGCACCCGAAAUGGAAAAGUGGGAGAAAACCUUUUAAGUAUUUUAUGAUGUGGUCAUCUCCUAAGUAUGUUGAAAAGGUUUCGGAAGUCUGGCAAAAGGAAAAGAGAGGGACCAGGAUGUAUCAGUUGAUGAGCAAAUUGAAAGAGCUAAAGGCUAUACUCAAAGAGAUUAAUAGAGAAGGUUUUUCGGAUGUUCAUGCUCAGUUUGAGCAAUCAAAAGCUGAUCUAAAUGACCUGCAAGAUAAGCUACAACAGGGAUCCUCUGAAUGCUGA